CUACUUCCUGACUCAAAUGAUAAAACCGUGGAGAAGAAGUCAAACCGAAAGAAAACAGGACAGCUCGAAGAGUGCGGUGGCAGUGGUAUUUAAAAAAAAAAAAAAGUAUACAUUUUGCAUACAGUUGAGUAAAUUGGCUGUUCUCUCUAUUUAAUCGUGUCUUAUCUCAUUGGCGUCUCAUUAACUGACUACGUAGCUUCGUUAGUAGAAGAAGCCGGCGGGAAAUACUCGCCCAGCCGACCCAAGCCCUGUGCAAGUGGAUGUUGCAGUGCGGUCUGGUCAGGGGAUCCAGUGUGUGAUGGACCUGCGCCUGCUGUCUCGUAUCGAUGAGGAGCUGGACUCCUCUGAGGUGGCUGCCCUGUGCUUCCUGUGCAGAGAUGUGCUCAAUAGGAAACGCCUGGAGACGGUGGCAGAUGGGCAUGGCCUGUUCCUGAGGCUGCAGGAGAAAAGCCUGCUGAAGGACCACUACUUCCUGUCCCAACUCCUCUCUGUCAUUGGUCGACUGGACCUUCACCGCCUCCUGGAGACCGACAGCAGACAGCCGGAGCAAACGGCCCACACCCAGACAGACUCAUGCCCUGCCCUCUCACAGUACAGGAGGAUGUUGUAUAAGGUCUCAGAAGAUGUAACUAAGGAGAAUCUCACUAAGAUGAAGUUUUUGCUGAGUGACAAACUGCCCAGAGGACGACUGGAUCCCUGCACUACUGCUCUGGAGGUGAUGUGUGAGAUGGAGAGGCAGGAGCUGCUGACAGAGGACAGACUGGAUGAGCUACAGAGGAUACUGGAGGAGUGUGACACACAGCUGGCCCACACAGUACGGCAGCAUAGAGAAGCAAGGGGCAGUGUGUCACGGCAGGAGUACUCUGUUCAGCCAAUCAGUAACCAGGAACAACAACUCAGCUCCCCUCAGUCACUACAGAGCCUGUCUAUAUCAGAGACACGGCCCAACUGUAAGUCUCACACACACACAGACACACACAGACACACACAGGUAGUUGAAGUGUGUUCUUGUCCCUUGUCCACAGGUGAACGUGGGCAACGCACAAGGUUGUACUCUGAUGCAAUGACGGAAACUCAGCCUGGGUCUGGGUCUGGGCCUGACCAGGUGACCACUUCACCGACGCAAUCCUGGAAGACCUCUGAGAUGGAGCACUAUUCCAUGACCUGUAAUCCUCGGGGGACGUGCUUAAUCAUCAAUAACUACCACUUCAUGGGAUUUUCAGGUCUGACAGACAGACCAGGAACUGAGCAGGACGAGAAGGCUCUGCAUAAUGUGUUCUCCAGGUUGGGGUUUAAAGUGGAAGUGUGUAGCGACCUGACAGAGAAGACCAUGUUGGGUGCGGUAGAGGAGCUUGCAGGGCGGAGUCACAUACAGGCAGACGCUCUGGUGGUGUGUGUGCUGUCCCAUGGGGAGAAGGGUUGUGUGCUUGGGACAGAUGGGGGGGGGGUGCCCAUUCGCUCCCUCACACAACCCUUCACCAGCAAGCAGUGCCCUUCUCUGAUGGGCAAACCCAAACUGUUCUUCAUCCAGGCCUGCCAGGGGAAGGGCUUCCAGCAAGGGGCCCUAUUCAUCCCCUCCAUAAGGCAGAGCAAGGGGCGGUAUGAGGCAGACGCCGGCGCCAUCGAGUCCAUCCCCUGGGAUGCAGACUUCCUGAUCGGUAUGGCAACAGUAGAGGAGUGCAAGUCAUUCCGAAACACUAAGGAAGGUUCCAUCUACAUCCAGGAGCUCUGCAAACAGCUGGAGUGGGGAGCGGACAGAGAGGAGGAUAUUCUGUCGGUGCUGACGCGUGUGAAUCGUGAGGUCAGCAGAGGAGUGUAUAGAGACUCCAAACAGAUGCCCGAGCCCAAGUACACCCUCACCAAGAAACUCUUCCUCCCCUACUUCUGAAACACCUCUGGUUGGCUGACUUAAAGCGUCAAAUCUUGUCCUUCCUUCUGGAUGGAGACACUUCAGAAAGGCUGUCAUGUCUGAACAGUAAGCUGUCACUCUCAGGAACCCUACCACAGCAGCCUCUACUGUGGCCCAUCUCCCAUAAGACAGUGUGUUGAACAUUGGUUGGCAUGUCUGAUUUCCUGAAAGAUGUUUCAAACUCAUGAGAUUUUAAUAAAUUUUUCCAUUAAAUGCU
Messenger RNA from Oncorhynchus gorbuscha (pink salmon), 2126 nucleotides. RefSeq names its product caspase 8, apoptosis-related cysteine peptidase (gene casp8). Gene Ontology annotation, biological process: proteolysis; negative regulation of extrinsic apoptotic signaling pathway via death domain receptors. The transcript is spliced from 10 exons. Bases 299 to 1888 code for a protein of 529 amino acids. The record is from RefSeq and is a predicted model, not a curated record. Gene Ontology annotation, molecular function: protein binding; cysteine-type endopeptidase activity. Lineage: Eukaryota; Metazoa; Chordata; Actinopteri; Salmoniformes; Salmonidae.